Nilaparvata lugens (brown planthopper) is the source of this 16854-nucleotide messenger RNA. RefSeq names its product cadherin-related tumor suppressor (gene ft). Gene Ontology annotation, biological process: homophilic cell-cell adhesion. The record is from RefSeq and is a predicted model, not a curated record. Bases 1534 to 16353 code for a protein of 4939 amino acids. Lineage: Eukaryota; Metazoa; Arthropoda; Insecta; Hemiptera; Delphacidae. Gene Ontology annotation, molecular function: calcium ion binding. The transcript is spliced from 19 exons. Gene Ontology annotation, cellular component: plasma membrane; cell-cell junction.
CUACAGCUAGCUACAGCCCCUUGCCUCCCUCACAAAUAGAUUACUAUCAAUUAGCCGGCAGAGACCCGUAAAACCAACAGGUGUCAACAAAUCGGCUUAUCAGCAAGUGGCCCAAAUUGACUGCAAUCAGUACAUCAAUAAGCUAACACAAUGUCAAGGAACAGUGCACAGAGCAGUAGGGGAGUCACCACUACUCGAGCACUGAGCUGAAAUGCGACAAAGAGCGAAGAAUUUGUGGAAUGCAUAUGACAGCGCAGCGCUGCAGUAUGCCAUGAUAGUGUGAUAGUGGCAGAGCCGACCUGCAGAUCACUCCAGGACUGCAGCGCUCCAGCGUCCAGCAGGAGAAGGCAUGAGCCAGCCAGCGCUGGAGUCACCUGAGCAGGGAACAACGACUUCACCAUACCUCUGCUGCACAAGUUGGCAACGUCGGAGGAAGCCGAGACCCAUUCUUAUUGGUCCCGCGAUCACUUCUCUCAAUAUUACCAUCUUUCUCCGAUCAUUCGGUCAGCACGCAUUCUUCUCACUCCCACUCCAAACUCCUCGCUUGCUGCGCUCUUCUUUCUCUUUCCAGGUUAUUGUAGAAGAAGAGCUCGAAAAGACGAAGAAGAAAAACAAACAAAUAAGAUGGCCAAACUACAUCGUUCCGUGAGAGAGCUUGUAUUCAUAGCUUAGGACUGUGUUUGGUUGUAUCUUAAACUGUGCUUGUGGUGAAGGGUUAAUCAUUUUUCUCCCUGCAACAACUCUUCAGUGAUAUCAAGUUAGAUGUAGUUCAAGUGUGUUACUUUUCGAUUUCUCAGAACCUCGGUGUCGUUCUGCAACCAGAUGAAAUCUCGUGCCAUCGUAUCAAGUUCUAACCUAGAACAGCCAGUCCGUUCUUCAACGUAGCAAGCAUCGUGACCUGUGAUCUUUCUAGUUAUCGAAUACAACGCUUCAAUUGUUAUAUUAAGAUUGUGUCAAGUGAAUAUUGGAUGCAUGUGUACAAAUCAUCAAGCCAUCUUCACACAACAAGUCUCCACUCUGUGCCAUUGAAAACAUAUUGGAUUAAUCACAAUUUACUCCGAGGUGGAGGAGGAGGAGUAGAGGAGGAGUAGUGGUGCAGGCAAGAGGGACAAGUGACAGAGCAGGUUGCGGUGGCGGUGCCGGCCGCCAUGUUGAAUACCUGGCCGGCCUAGGCCCAUCUAUUUGCGGCCAUAGGAUCCCUCGCGGGCUCACGGCACCAAGGAGAGGGGGCAUGCUGCACGCACUGGCAGGAUCGCGUGCGAGCGCCCGCACAAACGCCACAGCGGCCAGUCCAUGUUGGGCGGCCGCAUAGAAAACAUCGCACAUCUCUCUCACAGUCGGUGCUGCCCCAUACUAUUGACUGUUUCGUGCGCGUUCUCUCGUUCAAUCGGUUCGAAUUGCGGUCGCCGCGGCGCGAUGUACUUAUCAAUAAUAGUUAGUCGGUAAUCGUGUUGACGGACGUGUUGAGUGUGAUAUGCGUCGGACACCGGUUUAGUGCGACGAACAUGGUGCGAAAAUAGUGCGUUUGCGGUGAUGUCGGCACUGGGCUGGCUGCUGGUGCUGCAGCUGCAGCUGGUGCUAGUGCAGCUGACAGGUGGCCAUGUGGGUGUGGGUCCCCCCGAUCAGAUGCAGUCACGGGCCGUCGACACCCGCGUCCAGCUCGAGAUCGCGGAAGGCAGGCCGCGUGGCACCCUCGUCGGUGCCAUCCCCGUCAAGCCGGGCUUCACCUAUCGUUUCAACGAGCCUCCGCGAGAAUUCAUCCUCGAUGCUCACACCGGUGACAUCCGAACGGCUGUUGUUCUCGACCGCGAGAGCUUGGCUAACGACCGAUACGAUCUGGUCGUUCUUUCCAGCCAGCCCACCUACCCCAUCGAAGUUAGAAUAGUCGUCCUCGACACCAACGACAAUGCUCCCGAGUUUCCAGAGCCUGUGAUUGCUGUCAGCUUCUCGGAAAGUGCUGCUGCUGGUACCAGACUACUGUUGGAUGCAGCCACCGAUCGUGACAUUGGUGUGAACGGUGUAUCUGAUGACUAUCGUAUUGUUGCUGGCAACAAAGAGGACAAAUUUCGAUUGGAAGUGACUGCUAACCCGAGUGGUGAAACAUCCUAUCUUCACUUACAAACCACCGGCAAGCUGGAUAGAGAAACAACAGCCAGUUACAGGCUGAACAUUUCAGCAAGAGAUGGCGGUGCUCCCACGCGUUUCGGCUACCUCCAGGUCAAUGUUACCAUCUUGGAUGUUAAUGACAAUCCUCCAAUCUUUGAUCAUAGUGACUACAGUGUAUCACUCAAUGAAAGUGUUUCUCCGGGUACCCAGGUGCUUCAGGUAAUGGCAACAGACAAUGACAUCGGUGAUAAUGCAAAAAUCACUUAUUAUUUGGCUGAUAACGAGCGUAAGUUCUCAGUAGAUCCGGAAACUGGAGUCAUUACAACAUCAGAGCCAUUGGAUUGUCCACAACAGAACUGUUUGCUAGUUGAUAGACAUUCCAAACCGAAUGGGGGUGGCUGCCCGAAAAGUUGUGUGUUUACAGUGUAUGCCAGGGAUCAUGGCACGCCUCGACAAGAUGGACGGACGUAUGUGACAGUGAAUCUUGUCGAUGCAAACGAUCAUGACCCGGUAAUUAAGUUUCGUUAUUUUCCCCCCACCGCCGAAUUCGCCACUGUUGACGAAAACGCAGCCAAUGGAUCAGUGGUGGCUGCUGUGUCUGUUAUCGAUAAGGACGAGGGCUUGAAUGGUGAAACACGAGUAGAAAUCAAGUCAGGUAACGAGAUGAAUCAUUUUAGAUUAGAAUAUAGUUUGAGUUUUGAUAUAGUGCGUGUGAAUGGAGUUCUGGAUAGAGAGCACACAAACAAGUACAAUCUUACACUAGUGGCCACGGACAGAGGAUCACCCCCGAGGACAGCCACAGCCUUCUUGAUCAUCCACGUGAACGAUGUGAACGACCACGAGCCGGUGUUCGAAAAGAGUGAGUACUCGGCCAUACUGAGCGAACUCGCCCCGACCGGCACCUACGUGGCCGGAAUAACAGCCACUGAUGAGGACUCGGGAGUCAACGCACAAAUAUAUUACGCUUUUGUCUCCGGCAACGAUCACCAGUGGUUCCAGAUCGACUCUCAUUCCGGACUUAUAACAACAAAGGCUGCUCUCGAUAGAGAAGUUCAGGGAACAGUUGAGUUGAAAAUAUCGGCUCGUGAUGGUGGACCCAAUCCAAAGUGGGCUCACACACAACUCAAAGUACUUGUACUGGAUGAGAAUGACGAAGAGCCGAGGUUCUCCCAGAGUCAAAUUAAUAUUUCUCUCUCUGAAAGUACACCACCUAAUACUCUGGUAGCAAUGUUAACAGCCACUGAUCAUGACCAGGGCACCAACGGCAGUGUGACAUACAGCCUACACAGUGAUACUCCACCAGGUGUGUUUGCUUUAGAUGCGUUGACAGGUCAGUUAACUAUUAAAACAAGACUUGAUAGAGAAAAAAUACCUCAUUAUGAAGUAAGAGUCAUUGCCAAGGAUCAAGGCAAUCCACCCCAAUCUUCAACGGCCUCUGUCUACCUCACUGUCCUUGAUGUUAAUGAUAACAACCCAGAGUUCUAUCCCCAACAAUAUUUUGUGCAAGUGAAUGAAGAAACACCUGUAGGAGCAUCAAUAGUGCAAGUGAUGGCUACUGAUUUGGACGAAGGUGAUAAUGCUCUCAUAAAGUAUGCUGUUGAAAGCGGUAGUGAAGGUAUGUUUCAAAUUGAUGAUAAAACAGGUGUAGUUACUCUAAAAGCAUCACUCAUCAACUCACAAAAACUAUUAUACAAAUUGAAAAUCUCUGCCAAAGAUAAGGGUGACAGGAAAGCAGAAGAUGAUGCAAUAGUAGAAAUAAUUAAAGAUACUCAUGUUGAAGAGUUGGAUUUCGAUUCAUAUGGCAGUUAUUCUUUCCAAAUUCAAGAGGAUCAUGAUGAUAAAAAACCGAUGAUUGGGAGAGAAGUGGGCAGGGUGCAUGUGAGAACCAUGGAUUUCCAUCAAAAUGAAAGGUACUCUAUAGUUUAUGGUGAUCCCAAACAUUACUUUAAAAUUGAUGAGAGGAGUGGUAUAAUUACAACAGCUGCAAAAAUUGAUAGAGAACAACAAUCUAGUUAUUCUUUGACAAUAUCAGCCAGGGCUGGCCUCUCUUACGGCAAGACAACAGUCACAAUCACCGUGUUGGAUGAAAAUGACAAUCCUCCAUUAUUUCCAAGAGAGAAAGACGAAGUGCACAUACCCGAAAAUGCAGCAGUUGGCCAAGAAGUAUUUUUAGCUCGAGCAAGAGAUAAGGAUGCAGGUAUAAACAGUCGUAUAAUGUAUAAGCUCAGUUCAAAUCCAGACAAUCAAUUUAGAAUAGUCGAGUCGACAGGAGUUAUUUAUCUGAACAGGCCAAUAGAAGCGGACCCUGGUGCUAUUUUAGUUUUACAAGUGACGGCUUCAGAUGCUGGGACUCCUUCUCUAUCUUCUAAACACACAGUUGUUGUUAUUGUAGAUGAUGUGAACGAUCACACACCUGUAUUCGAUCACACAUCUUAUGAAACGUCUCUAUUGGAAUCCACUCCUAUGAACGAUCGGUUUUUCAUGCUUUCUGCAAGUGAUGCCGAUUUAGGUGCUAAUGGGCGUGUGUCUUACACUAUAACAGAAGGGAAUGUUGAAGGAAAAUUUGGAGUUUUCCCAGACGGUUAUAUGUAUGUGAAGAGUCCACUGGACAGAGAGGAUCGCGACUAUUACAGUUUGUCAGUGACAGCCAGUGACGAGGGCUCUCCUGCACGCAGCUCAGUGGUGCCAGUUGUCGUGCAUGUCAUUGACGAGAAUGACAACAGGCCAGAGUUCACCAACUCAACGUUCACUUUCCGAGUCAGAGAGAACGAACCCCCUGACUCGUUUGUCGGGAAACUGACAGCAAUCGACCGCGACAUCGGCCGUAAUGCUGAACUCACAUUCUCUCUAACUAAUGGAAAAACUGAUUUUGCGAUAGAUCCGAAAAAUGGAUUUAUUAAAACACUACACGUCCUCGAUCGAGAACAUUUGCUGGAAACUACAGGACAAACCUUCCUUACACUGGAAGCCACUGUGAGUGAUAAUGGGUUCACCAGACUGAAAGAUAAGGUGAAAGUAAAUGUGCAUGUAACAGAUGUGAACGAUAAUGCACCCGAAUUUCUCCGUUUGCCUUAUAGAGUUCAGAUAUCGGAAGGGUCAAAUGUUGGUACACAAGUUAUGAGAGUUUUCACAACUGAUCUUGAUGAGGGGUUGAACGGCGACGUGUUUUAUGCGCUUAGUGGCGGAAACGAAGAGGGGAGAUUCUCAAUAGACGAAGCAACAGGUCAAGUGAUUGUUGCCAAGCCACUGGACAGGGAAACGGUGAGCAAUUACAAGUUGACAGUGACUGCGCGUGACGCCGCCCCCGAACCUAAACGAUUAUCAUCCACUGCUGAACUGAUUGUCGACAUCCUCGAUGAAAACGACAACGCCCCCGUUUUCACACAAACCGAUUCCAAAAUCUCUGUACUUGAAAAUACUACUAUCAACACAAAACUCAUACAAUUUCGCGCAUCUGAUGCCGAUCUGGGAGUCAACAGUGAGGUGGUGUUUUCAAUUACAGCUGGCAACAGAAAGGACACUUUCCAAGUGGAUUCAGCAACCGGCACUCUCUAUCUACACAAACAGUUAGACUAUGAGGAAUAUAAUUCUUAUCAGUUGAAUAUUACAGCAUACGAUGGAGGCAAUCCAAGGCUGUCCACUACAAUACUAUUUAGAGUUGAAGUUGAGGAUUGUAAUGAUAAUCCUCCUGCCUUCCCAAAUACAGCAAUAGUGAGACAAAUCAGAGAGUGUAUACCGAUCAAUACUCCUAUAGUUACUGUGACUGCUGAGGACCCGGAUUCAGGGGUGAACGGGAAGAUAACGUAUGCUAUUUUGAAGCAGGAGCCAAUCGAUCCACAUAGGCCAGGAAUGAUGCAUUUCCAGAUUAAUCCGAAAACAGGCGUGAUUCAUACCAGAUUGCCGAUUGAUAGGGAAGCUGUGGACACGUUCCGAUUGACAGUGGUGGCGACGGAUCAGGCGGUUGACGAAUCGGCUCGACUGUCGGCCGAGAAGUUGGUGACAGUGAUCGUGGAAGACGCCAACGACAAUGCGCCCAUGUUUGUGUCGAUGAACGCGGCAUUGUUGCCUGAGAGAGCCGAGGAUGGAAACCAGGUGAUGACUGUCGUCGCCAGGGACCUCGACUCCAGCACCAACGGCCUCGUCACUUACGACUUGGUAUCUGGAGGAAGUGAUCUGUUCAGACUGAACAGGAACACAGGUGUAGUGACGUUGAAGAGAACGCCCCUCGCCUCCGAGCCCAAGUUCCAAAUAGCUGUGAAAGCAACCGAUGAAGCCGUGCAGUCAGAUCGAAAGAGCACCGACACUUACAUCACAGUGCUGACUCCUGGCAGGCCGGGACCCUCGUUCAGCACGGAUACGCCCUCGGGCAGCGUCUACGAGAAUGAGCCUCCUGGCACCAGCAUCCUCACAGUGAGUGCCAAGUCGCAGGAUGGGGGUGAUGUGGAGUACUUUGUGACUAAUGUGACUGGCGUGGGGGGAGAGCAGGCUGAUCGACUGUUCGACGUCGACAUGAAGACAGGAGUCGUCUCGACGGCCGAGGUGCUCGACAGGGAGGCAGGUCGCGAGUGGUACGAGAUCGAAAUUCACGCUAUCCUCAUCAACACUGGCACGCCUAGGACUUCAAAAACUAAGGUUCGCGUGAAAAUCUUGGAUCGCAACGACAGUCCGCCGACCUUCCAGGAGAGCAGCCUGCACCUGUCGGUGUCCGAGGACAUGGCGGCCGGCCAGGAGGUGGCCGUUCUGAGGGCAACUGACCCCGACACUCCCGGACCAAUCAGCUACACGCUCGUUUCGGGCGACGAAGGGAAGUUUGAAGUCGACUCGGCCACGGGUCGGCUAAGGCUCAGAGACUCGCUCGAUCGGGAAACUAGAGACGUCUACAAGCUGCUUGUGAGGGCUAGUGAUGGAGUGCAGAGCACCGAGGCCGUUGUCACUGUACAGGUGCUGGACACCAAUGACAACGCGCCUGCGUUCGCGGAGAGUGCGUACUCGUUCGACGUGGCGGAGAACGCGGGUCGCGGGUGGCGUGUGGGUCGCGUGGAGGCGCGUGACGACGACCUGGGAGCCAACGGACUGCUGUCCUACUCGGUCGUAUCCGACUGGGCCAACGAUGUAUUCGCGCUCAAUCCCAACACCGGUGUCUUCACGCUCACUGCCAGGCUCGAUUAUGAGGAGGUGCAACAUUACAUCUUCGUGGUACAGGCUCAGGACGCGGGUCGUCCCAGUCUGUCCUCGACUCUGACCGUCUACUUCAAUGUGAUCGACCUCAAUGACAACGCACCGCUCUUUGACCCGAUGAGCUACAGCAACGAGAUGCUCGAGAGUGCUCCCCCGGGAACAUCCGUCGUUACUGUCACCGCUACCGAUCUCGAUUCUGGUGACAAUGGUCGUCUAGAGUACAGCAUAGCAUCAGGUGACGAGGAGGGUAUGUUCAGGAUAGACGCUCAUAACGGCACCAUCUACACUAGACGGGAGUUGGACAGAGAGAGUCGCAGCCUGUACAACCUCGUAGUUGUGGCCAGGGAUCAGGCUUCACCGCCACAGGCCAGCUUGUCCUCUACCGUACAGGUGUCCAUAGUGCUGAAAGACGUAAACGACGUGGCGCCUACAUUCAUCACACCAAACGAGACAUCAGUGGCCGAAAACAUGCCGGGCGGCACAGUCGUGUUGGCCGUGAAAGCAGUCGACGGCGACGAGGGUCGUAACGGUUACAUCGAGUACUCACUGCUCUCCGACCAGUACCACGGCCUCUUCUCGCUGGGACCCGUUGACGGGUUGUUGCGGGUCGUCGGCAAGCUGGACCGCGAGACACGGGCCAACUACACUCUGCGUGUGCGCGCCAAGGAUCGCGGCGACCCUCCCCUCGCCACGCAGGCCGACAUCCUGGUGCGAGUCAUCGACGAGAACGACAACAGUCCCGUCUUCGAUCCCAAGCAGUACUCGGCUUCUGUCGCCGAGAACGCCAGUAUCGGGGUGUCCGUUCUACAGAUCUCAGCGACAGACCUGGACGAGGGUCCGAACGGACGCGUGCGCUACUCAAUCGUAGCGGGCGACGACAACCGUGACUUCAGCGUAUCAGAGGACAGCGGAAUGGUGCGUGUCGCCAAGAACCUCAACUACGAACGCAAGAGUCGCUACACGCUGACCGUGAGAGCGGACGACUGUGCCGACGGCUCAGCCGCGCGACACGACACGGCACUAGUUUCGAUAUCGGUCGCAGACAUCAACGACAACCCGCCCGCGUUCCUUGACUCGCCGUAUGUCGCGUACGUCGUCGAGAACUGUCUGUCGACGCAGCGUAUCAUCCGCGUGCACGCUCAUGACGCCGACACGCAGCCGUUUAAUGGACGCGUGCGAUACUUCUUGAAGGACGGUGACGCAGAUCUGUUCCGUGUGAAUGCGUCCACUGGAGAGCUGUCGCUGCUAGCCGCGCUCGAUCGCGAGCGACAGCCGCGCUACACUCUCACCGUCGUCGCUAUGGAUACCGGAACACCGCCAUUGACUGGUUCAGGAACGGUGCACAUAAUAGUACAAGACGUCAACGAUCACAGCCCUGAGUUUGAGCGACAGAUCUAUUCAGUGACAAUAUCUGAGAAUAUGCCGAUCGGAUCAACUGUUCUCACAGCGCAGGCUACUGACAAGGAUGAAGGACUCAAUGCCAAAAUCAAGUACAGUUUACUGGGAGAUAACGUUGAGAGGUUCACAGUGGACGCUGAUCUGGGAAUAAUAGUGACUGCCGUGCAGUUGGACCGAGAGGACACAUCGGUCUACUAUCUCACUCUGAUCGCGCAGGACUGCAGUCUGACUGAACCCAGAGCCACCGCCGUCAACCUCACCAUUACAGUGGCUGACCAAAACGACAACGCCCCGCAUUUCUCCAGCAGCAAGUACACCAUUCACAUACCGGGACGUACUCAGCCUGGCCAAUUCGUUUUUGGAGCGAGAGCGGUAGAUGACGACAUAGGGAUGAACAGUCUGAUCACCUACUUCCUCGGAGGAGAGGAUGCGGCCAAAUUCACAAUCAACCAAAACACAGGCGUCAUCAAGGCGGCCGAAGCUAACGAUAACCCACCUGUGAUGGAAACUAGUCUCUACAAUCCUAUGGUGCUAGAAGAGGAACCUCCUUCACAGCAGGUUGUCACUGUUCACGCCACUGAUGCUGACUCUGGUCUCAAUGGCAAAGUCAGGUAUCGAUUGAUCAACGACGGCGAUGGAGCUUUCUCACUCGACCCCGAGACUGGCGAAAUUACCACCAAUUUCAAAUUGGAUCGUGAAGAAACACCAAGUUAUUCGCUGGUAGUUGAAGCUGUGGAUCAGGGAACACCUCAUCUGACUGGAACAUCUACGGUGCUGAUCACAGUUCUCGACAAAAACGACAAUCCACCCAGGUUCACUAGGUUAUUCAGUGUGAAUGUUACAGAAAAUGCAGAGCCAGGAUCAUUUGUCAUCCGUGUUACAAGCUCAGAUCUAGAUAUUGGAGAGAAUGCAAAUGCUACAUACAGUUUCACGGAGAAUCCAGGGAAGAAAUUUGCAAUUGAUCCGAUUGCAGGUAAUGUGACUGUGGUUGGUACUUUGGACAGAGAAACUCAGGACGAAUAUCUUCUGAAAGUAGCCGCUGUUGAUGGAAGCUGGAGGGCUGAAACUCCCAUCACAAUCACCAUACAAGAUCAAAAUGACAAUGCUCCCGAAUUCGAGCACUCGUACUACAGUUUCAACUUCCCAGAGCUACAGAGGAAUGUUGUUUUUGUUGGCCAAGUAUUAGCUACAGACAGAGACAAACAAGGUCCGAAUUCUGUGAUAUCCUACUCUCUCAAACAUCCAUCAGACCUGUUCACAGUGGACCCAGCCAGUGGCGAACUCUUCUCGAAGAGAGGACUCCGCUACAAGUACACAGCUCUCGAUUCAUCUCCAGAGAACCAGUACUCGCUCACUGUGUUGGCCACAGACAACGGCAAGCCACCCAUGUCAUCCGAGUGUCUCGUCACUGUCAACGUUGUAGAUGCUAACAACAAUGCCCCCAAAUUCGAACAGAGAGAAUACUUCUCUCCAGUGCCAGAGAAAGCAGUAACUGGCCAACAAAUCCUCAGAGUCAAAGCCAAAGAUGAAUUGGACUUCGGAAUCAAUGCUGAAGUUGAGUAUGCUAAGGUUGGAGGAAACGGAAGCGAUCUGUUCAGUAUCGGUAAGAGUAGUGGGUGGAUAUCGGUUACAAAAUCGUUUGAAGGUACUGGGAAGCUGAACAAGCAGUAUGUGCUGAAAAUUAGAGCUAUGGAUCAUGGUGUACCUCCGCAACAGGACCAGGUCACUGUUACAUUGGUGAUUACUGGUGAAAAUCGGUACAGCCCAAUUUUCACAGCAAUCAGUUAUCAAGUUAUUGUUCCGGAGAAUGAGCCAGUUGGAUCGACCAUUGUGACUGUGGCAGCAGCUGACGGUGAUGAAGGACCCAACGGAAUGGUGCGCUACUCAAUAUCCAGUGGCAAUGAUCAGAAACACUUCAUGAUAAAUCCAGUUACUGGAGCUGUAUCGAUUCUUCAAGAACUAGAUUUCGAUACAGUUCAUGAGUACAAACUCAACAUUACCGCUACUGAUCUGGGAUUCGAGCCUCGUCACACCAAAGCCACUCUCACGGUUACACUCACUGACAUCAAUGACAAUGCGCCAUCUUUCAAUCAAACAGUCUACGAAGCUUACAUACCAGAAAACUCACCACCAAAAACGUUUGUAUACCAAGUCAAAGCAGAAGAUAUUGAUUCACCAAAGAACGCCAUCAUACAAUAUUCGAUUGUUGGUGGUAGUGGGAAGGAUAUGUUCUCAAUUGAAAUGAAAACUGGGAUCAUUUACUCCAAAGCCAAAUUCGAUUAUGAGGAACGACAAUCGUACACUGUUGAUAUACUAGCUGUCAACCCUGAUUCACCAAUGUAUGGUUCCUCGAAGGUAGUUGUACAUGUUACAGGAGUCAAUGAAUACUACCCACGGUUUGUUCAACCUGUGUUUCAUUUCGAUGUUUCUGAAUCGGCUGAAGUUGGAACUAGUGUUGGAAUGAUACAAGCAACAGAUCAAGAUGCUGGUGACGAAGGCAAAGUGUAUUAUCUGUUUGUGGGAUCUAGUAACGAUAGAGGUUUCUCAGUUACUUCAGAAACAGGAAUUAUUGCCGUGUCAAGGCGGUUAGAUAGGGAGACCCAGAACAGGGUCGUUCUCACAGUUAUGGCGAAGAAUGCUGGUGGGAUACGUGGCAAUGAUACUGAUGAAGCACAAGUGAUUGUAUCCAUACAAGACGGCAACGACCCUCCUGAAUUCCUCGAGAAAGUGUACGAAGCAGAAGUGUCUGAAGCUGCAGCGAUUGGAACGAAAUUGGUGGUUGUCCAAGCUCAGGAUAAGGACGUCCGUCCUCAGAACAAUCAGUUCAGUUACUCUAUAAUCGGAGGAAACAACGAGAAGACAUUCAAGAUCGAUCCUCAGAGCGGAGAAAUUGAAACCACGCUGCAACUAGACCGGGAGACAAUACCGAUGUACACGCUGACUGUGGGUGCUAUCGAUACGGGAACUCCUCCUGAAACGGGAUCGACGAUUGUGAAGAUAACAGUUACUGAUAUCAAUGAUAAUGGACCAGUGUUUGAUCCCCCGAAUGUGGUUGGGUAUGUGACGGAGAACGAGCCACCCAACACUAGUGUGAUGACUCUGAGCGCCACUGACCCAGACCUGCCUCCGAAUGGAGCCCCGUUCACGUAUCGCCUGGUCGGCGGCAAGCAACAGGAUCUGGUCACCAUUGAGAACAACACCGGUGUGGUGCGAACACGGACCAGCAUUGACAGGGAGUCCACGCCACAUCUCGACAUAUUGGUUGAAAUAGAAGACAGCGGCAAGCCAGCACUGAGAUCUCGUCACCCAGUCUCCAUAGUAGUGUUGGACCAGAACGAUACGCCGUCGACACCUCGCUCGGUUCACAUCCUGGUGCACGCCUUCAACGACAUGUUCCCGAUCGGCAAAAUCGCCGACGUCCAUCCGAACGACGCCGACACGUCGGGCGACUACCAGUGCAAACUAGUCAGUCAACCGAGCAUGCGCGCUCGCGUCUUCUCCAUCCCUUCCAGCUGCAACCUGCACAUAUCACAGGUGGCGGUCGGCACCGGUUACUCCAUGAGUGUCCUGGGCAAUGACGGACGUCACCCUGACGUCACCUCCACCGUCACCGUCGAGAUGCAGACUUUCGACAACUCUACCGUCGACAACAGCAUCACUGUCCGCGUAGAAAACACCACCGCACAAAAGUUCCUCACACACUUCUACAAAGGAUUCACAGAUCUGCUCAAAACCACUUUCAACGUAGGAGAUCUGCCUUACUUGUACGGCAUGAACGAGAAAGACAGCGGACUAGAGAUCACAAUUGCUGUGAAAGGUGUCAAGGGUUACCAGAACAAAGCUCAUCUCCUCGAUGUGCUCACUAGAAAACAGGACGCUUUACAACAGUUGCUACAAACCUCAUUGAUCACCGUGGGAUAUUCCCCCUGUCAAAACCCGAUCUGUGAAAACGGUGGAUCGUGCAGUGAGAAUAUCAAUGUGUUUGAAGAGACAAGAAUCACAGACAGUCAAACGUUGAUAUUCACAUCUCCGUUGGUUGCACAUGAUUUCCAUUGUAGAUGUAUUGAAGGAUUCACCGGUAAGAGAUGUGAGAGGCGACAAGAUCCAUGCUCUCCGAAUCCUUGUAAAGCAGGUGGCUCAUGUAGGAGACAGGGUUACGACUUCCAGUGUAUCUGUCCACCGGCAAGGGAAGGUCGACUGUGUGAGUCGGAGAAGGGAGAUGCUUGUGAUGGAAAUCCAUGCCGAAACGGUGGGUCGUGUCGAGAGAGCCCAGAUGGCUCCAGUUUCUUCUGCCUGUGCAGACCAGGAUACCGCGGCAACCAUUGUGAAACGAUAGCGGACUCAUGUCGUCCCAACCCUUGCCUGAACGGAGGCCUGUGUGUCAGUUUGAAACCAGGCUACCGAUGCAGCUGCACAGACUCCAGACAUGGCCGACACUGCGAGAAAUCGACGUUCGGCUUUAAGGAGCUUUCCUACAUGACAUUUCCGCCUCUUGACGCUAGCACAAACGAUAUUUCUAUGAUUUUCGCCACAACUAAACCAGACGCUCUGCUUGUAUACAACUUCGGCGCGCAGACUGGUGGGAGAUCGGACUUUGUUGCAAUUGAAUUAGUAAACGGGAGAGCGGUGUUUUCGUAUGGAGGAGCGAGGACAGCGAUUACGUCGGUGACUGUUGGAGGCAACACUGAGGACCAGUCGCUGGCCAACGGAGAGUGGCACAAGAUCACAGCCACCCGCAACGGACGUGUCAUCUCGCUGAGUGUUGCGCUCUGCACGGAGAAUGGGGACGUGUGCCACGAGUGCCGGCCUGGUGAUAAACAGUGCUAUGCUGACGAUAUUGGACCUGCAGGGACUCUGAACUUCAACAACCAACCGAUGUUCGUGGGAGGCCUGAUGUCGGCCGAUCCGAUCCUAGAGCGACCCGGUCAGGUGAGCUCGGACGACCUGGUCGGCUGCGUGCACAGUCUAGCCGUCAACGGCCGACCACUCAACCUGACCAACCCACUGCGGUCCCGUGGGAUCGACGCCACCUGCGGCCGAUCGUCCCGGAGUCCCUGCGCCGCCUCUCCGUCUACUUUCUCCUCACCCGACAUCACCGAAUCGACAUCCGUCUCGACACAGAGCUCCCAGUGUGGCAUCGCCGGCGUCUGCUACAACCGCUGGAAGAGCGUGUCCUGCAUGUGUGAAAGCUCCAACCUCAUCUCGCCGAAUUGUUUCGAGGCCUUGGAGCCGGUCACUCUCACUGAUGGAGGCUUCAUAGAGUUCAAGAUAUCUGAAACGCAUAGACGAAUGCAGCUGCUGGACACACUGUAUGGGGGUUCGACUCUGUGGCGGCUGAGGAACGAGGUCCCGAAAGUGAAGAGGUUCGCGACUACUGGAUCGUCUCUGGCCAACCUCGCCGGCAAUCAGCCUCCCAAGAAGAUCAGCCUCAUGUUCAGAACACUCAGGACAAGUGGUCUCAUAUUUUUUGCCGCCACUAAUAAAGACUACACCUCAUUAGAACUGGUUGGAGGCUACCUAGUCUAUGUGUCGCAGUUGAGCUCAGCAGGAUCACCGGUGAACAUGACCGUCAAUGAGAAGGGACUCCUGUCGGACAACCAGUGGCACAAUCUGACCAUGAUCUCGCACAACAGAGGGCUGCGCCUGAUGCUUGAUGGAGACCGGGUUGGCGAGGAGCUCGACUCAGCCGGUGUUCACGACUUCCUCGACCCCUACUUGACUGAUCUGUUCCUGGGUGGUGUUCGUAGAGACACCAUUCGGGGUGGUGAUACACUUCCAUCAGGUUUUUCAGGCUGCCUUGCGAAUUUCACAGUUAACGACGAGGUGCAACCGAUGAAUGGGUCUGGAAGCAUAUUCUGGGAUAGCAUUCAGUAUGGAAAAGUUUCGCCUGGAUGCACAGGUCCAAUCGGUAUCGACACAGCAGCCAGCACCACCGAUCCACUCUCAAUAGGCAUAUCACUGGUUCUAGUCUUCUUCGUGAUUCUGCUGGUGGCGAUUCUCAUCAGCUUCGUGGUUUUCCGACUGCGCAAACAGAAGAAAGAGAAGAGUGGUGGUGGGGGAAAUCACACAAAGCAGAACGGGGGGACGACUCUGGUGGCGGGGGGAUUGACCAAUGACGGCGGUCGGACGGGAAUGCAUCCGGAAAAUACGGUCCCCAGCUUCAUGACCGACAACGGUGACGUCAUCAGAGGUGUCGGCGGUCAUCAUCUGGUUGGGCCUGAGCUCAUAUCAAAGAGGUACAAAGACUCGGAGGUGGUGGGGGGUGAGCACCAGCGACCACAGCGACCGGACAUAAUCGAGCGCGAAGUGGUGUCCAAGUCACCCCUGCCUCGCGACGAUCCGCACCAUCCGCCUCUGCCGCUGCAGCAUCACUCGCACGACCCGCAGUCGCCGUCUGCCGUCAUGGGCGUGCCGCAGUCGCCGUCUGCGGUCAUCGGCGUCGACUCCGAACUGAUGCCCGAGCACUACGACCUCGAAAACGCAUCCUCCAUCGCUCCCUCCGACAUCGACAUUGUAUAUCACUAUAAAGGUUACCGAGAAGGAGCGAACCUCAGAAAGUACAAAGCGCCCGUGCCGCACCUGACGGGUGUGCCGGCGUCGCACAAGCACGGCGUCACACAGUCGCAGUCGCAGCAGCCGCAACCGCAGCAUCGGCACUCGCCGCACCACGGCCCCCUGCCCUCGCCCUGCCCCCGGCCGCCGCCCCCCAACAGCCCCCCGCACCAGAGCACGCCCCUCGCCAGGCUCAGUCCCAGCAGCGAGCUGUCGCAGGGCAUCACACGAAUUCUCACGUUACAAGACAUAAGUGGGAAGCCACUGCAGUCAGCACUACUGGCGACAACGUCAUCCUCAGGGGGAGUGGGCAAGGAUGUGCUACACAGCAACAGCGAGCGAAGCCUCAACAGUCCGGUCAUGAGUCGGCUGAGCGGCCAGAGCUCGUCGGCCAGUCGCAAGACGCCAAACGCGGGGCAAGAUGUGGGCAACAUCGGCCUCACCUCCAACGGGGGUAUGCCCAUCAACGGGGGCAUGCCCAUGGGCCUCACGGCCGAGGAGAUCGACCGCCUCAACGUGCGUCCGCGAACCUCUAGUCUGGUCAGCACACUCGACGCGGUGUCGAGCUCUAGCGGCCGCGGAGUCAACCAGGAGAGUCACCGACUCCACGGAGCCGUGAACGGAGGCGGUGACCACAGCUCCACCACAACCGACGAGAGCGGAAACGACUCGUUCACCUGUUCCGAGAUAGAGUACGAUAAUAACAGUGUGACGGGUGAGAAACUCAGUGACGUCAUCUUCACGAAACUCAGCAACGACGACGAACGGUCGUCGCGGACACGGAACAGCGACACGGGCACCCCCGACAAACCUCCCCCACCACCCACCUCCUACGACGGGUUCGACUCGUCGUUCCGCGGCUCCCUCAGCACGCUAGUGCCAUCAGACGACGACCUGUCGCACGUAGGUGGCCCGCUGUAUCGGCCGCAGAACGGGUCGCCGUCAUCACUUCCGGCCGCUGACAGCUGGAACUACCUGCUCGACUGGGGUCCCGACUUCGAGAGCCUGGUCGGUGUGUUCAACGAUAUCGCUGAACUGCCAGACUCGGUGAAUGGCCGCGUGCCAGCUUCGCUCAGACUCCCCAAUGGCGCGACCAAACCAUCCGAGGAGUACGUCUGACAAUACUCGAGUAAUAAUAACGUACGUCUCUUAGUGAGUAGGCCUACACGCUUCUAGUUCAUUCUUAUAUCAAGUCUUAUAUAAAUUGGAAAUUUAAUUAAGUAUUCACACAGAAAAGUUAACAAACUAAAAAUAUGUUGCAUGACUGAGUUAGAUAUUGUUGAUUCCUUGAUUUUAAUUCUCAUCCCAAAGAUCAAUUACUGUCGUGGAAUUGGAAUUUUUCCACAUCCAUGUUGAUGAAAAUAAUUAAAUCUCAAAUAUGUUGUAAAAUUAGUAAAUAGAUUAAAUGAAGAGUGAAAGGAGCAAUAAUCAUAAGGAAUUAUGCAAUAAUGAGAUUCAUCCAUUUGUUCAACUCAGAGAAAUAGUUCAUUCCUAUUGUUGAGGGGUUAUGUCAAGUCUUAAUAUAGAUUCUAAAAAUAUUCACAUACUUUACUCAGAACCGUUAUCAAAUUUCUUCACACUGAAAAGGUGUUUUACUGAAAAGAUGUAUGAAUAACAUAA